Molecule: messenger RNA, 771 nt
Organism: Funneliformis mosseae
Lineage: Eukaryota; Fungi; Glomeromycota; Glomeromycetes; Glomerales; Glomeraceae
Source: the annotation of a GenBank genome assembly
AUGACUUAUUCCUCGGUUCAAGUUGCAACAGAUUCAGUAGAGAACAAAUACAGUGUUAUUCUUCCAACCUAUAAUGAGCGUGGUAAUUUACCAAUUAUUGUAUGGUUAUUAGCUAAAACUUUUAAAGAAAACGACCUUGAUUGGGAGAUUAUCAUUGUUGAUGAUGCCUCUCCAGAUGGCACGCAAGAAAUUGCAAAGCAGCUUAUAAAUGUUUAUCAUCAAGACCGCAUUAAACUGAAGCCAAGAACCGGUAAGCUUGGUCUAGGAACAGCCUAUAUUCAUGGACUUCAGUUCGUGACAGGUAAUUUCGUUAUAAUAAUGGACGCGGAUUUUUCGCAUCAUCCAAAGUUCAUUCCAGAAUUGAUUAGAUUACAGAAAAGUCGAAAUUUGGAUAUCGUAACCGGGACGCGUUAUGCGAGCAAUGGAGGUGUGUACGGAUGGGACCUUAAACGCAAGAUCAUAAGUCGCGGUGCCAACUUUCUUGCAUCAACGCUCCUCCGUCCAGGCGUAUCUGACCUUACAGGAAGCUUUAGAUUGUACAAGAAAGAAGUUCUUCAAAGAAUCAUUUCUGUAGUAAUCUCCAAAGGGUAUGUUUUUCAAAUGGAAAUGAUGGUCCGUGCGAGACAAUUUGGGUAUACUAUUGGUGAGGUGCCUAUUACUUUCGUGGAUCGUGUUUAUGGAGAAAGCAAAAUGGGUGCUAAUGAGAUUGUGCAGUAUGCAAAAGGUGUCUGGCAAUUGGUAAAUAAUUUCAUGAUUAUAUUUAUUGUUUAA